AUGCCACUGAUGCCGCAACCCACCUUGAUGUCUUUACAACCUCCUCCCCCUCAGCGACAAUAUCAACAACAGCAACAACAUCGUACUCUUUACCCACAGCGAACACUCUUGCCACAACAGAAGCAGCAACAGCAGCCGCCACAGCAACAGCAACCGUUAGCCUACCUGACAAGUAGCUUCGACCCUCAACCAUCGUCUGUGGCCUCCUUCAACUCCAGUCCGGCGUUUACUACGAUUAGCGACUUCGACCAGGACUUCGACCAGGACUACAGCAACUGCCCUAGUCUGACAGCGUCACCGGUGUCGACCUACUCACUUCCUGCCUAUCCCUCAACCACCCAGCAAGGCUCGUCUUUGUCUGCCUUUGACAGCAUACCCAACACCACAGUCCCCCGGGCCGCUCAAGGCGCUGCUGAACCUUUGUUCAAACUUUGGACCGACCCGAUGCAAACGGAAACCUGGCUACAACCCACCGACCAACUGACAUCCAAGUCGGCUGGUCGCUAUGGUCACCAUCGCGAGUCCUCCCUUUCCUCACUGGGCUCGGCUGGUCCGGCUUCUCCCUACUCGAACAACACGUCUAAUCCGCAAAUCGCUAUCACAGACUUCAACGAUUUUGGCGGAUUCGACGACCUGAACUACCACUUGGUUCCCUCCAAGUCGGCCAAUCUUCAUCCCAGCUUUCCCGGCUAUGCCAACUCGAAUGCGGUGCCCAUCACUGGCUACUCGCGUAACCCUGCGGUGCCCAAGCAAAAUAACAACAAGCCUUUGCGUCCCCAGCAAGAGCAGUCCAGGCCUCGGCCUGCGCCGGUGGCGAGUUCUUUCAUGGGUGACUCAUCUGCCGCAUCAGCUGGCGAGGCUGAGGACGCUGGAAGGCAAAAGAAUGGUGAGAGCCAAGAGAAUACGGGUCUCCCUAUCCAUGACCAAAGCUUACAAUUUGACGAUGCAGCUGUCAACACCAACGCUCCCCCCAAGUUCGACCGGACCUUGACUGAUAUCAUGAACGACGAGCUGUACCAUCCGGAUCUGGUCAUUACCAGCUCUGCUCCGGCACCACAGCAAACGCUGACCACGAGCAACAACAACUUCAACAAGGUGGUCGAGACCGCAAACCAGCAUCUGAGCGCGAUGCAGUCUCCUGUGUCGAGCAGCAACUCGCCGUUCCGUCAGGGAUCCCCACAUUCUGCCACUCUCCACGACUUCUCCUCUUUGAAUAUGACGUCGACGCCCCAGGUUCGCCUAGGGUCAGCGCAACAGAUGCGUGAGAACGGUAAAGCAGCACAGGACGCCGCCUGGCAACAAACACUGGCGAGGCACAACCAGGACAUGACGCCCAAGACCAUCUCGCCUAAGGACGCCUUGCUGGACUAUCACGAGCCGGAGGAUGAAUCAAACUUCCCUCUUUUCCCUCAGAAUGACAAUCACGGGUUCAACUCGGACGCGAUGAGCAAGGCACUCUCGCACCAGAGGAUUGAUGGUCUGCCAAAUCUGGAUGAUAUCUCUAGCUUCAACUUCAACUUCACCCCAUCCAACAUGGACACCAUGCAAACUUUCAACGGUCUUCAGCAGCAGCUUCCCCAGGCUCUGCAGCAGUACUCUUUCGUCAACCAACCCCGGCAACCCAGCACUGUGCCAUCACUGGCGACGUCAAGGAUGAGCUCUGCGGAAACUGGCAUCACGGACUCUCCUCGGAGCAACGUGAUUCAGCGGCCAGUUGAUACCCGCGCUGAGGGUGGAACUUACACAUGUACCUACCACGGUUGCCCUCUACGCUUCGAUACGCCUCAGCUUCUCCAGAAGCAUAAGAGAGAGGGUCAUCGUCAAGCACACGGGCUAAACUCGAGGCAGCCCAACAGCAUGACUUCGAACAGGGUCGACACUCAAGCUGGUCCUCACCGUUGUGAGCGGAUCAACCCAAGCACCGGCAAGCCAUGCAACCAGAUCUUCUCCCGGCCUUACGAUCUUACCCGUCAUGAGGACACAAUCCACAACGCACGCAAGAAGAAGGUCCGCUGCGAGAUCUGCACGGACGAGAAGACUUUCAGCCGUGCGGAUGCGCUUACACGGCAUUUCCGGGUGUGCCACCCGGACAUCCCAUUUCCCGGGGGAAAGCAGCGUAAGGCUCGUGUGGUCCGCAGCGGUUGA
This is a messenger RNA of Sordaria macrospora k-hell, 2145 nucleotides long. NCBI's taxonomy places the organism in Eukaryota, Fungi, Ascomycota, Sordariomycetes, Sordariales, Sordariaceae. The record is from RefSeq and is a predicted model, not a curated record.